UAGCCGCGGCCCCUCUGAGAGCGCAGCGGCACCCGGCUCGGCGGUGACUCGGGUGGCAGCGGUCGGCGGGCUCGGCGUCUCCCGUUCCCCCGGGCCGACUGUCGGGACACACGUGGGCGGCGGCGAUGGCCCGCGCCCCGCGACGUGGCAGGCAGGCACGGGGGCGCGGGACGGCGCGGCCCAAGUGAGCCCGGGCCGCACUCCCGCCCUCGGCCCGGGAUGGCCGUGUGGCUGCCGCUGCGCCGGGCGCUGUUGCUGUGGCAGCUACUGGCGACGGGCGGCGCGGCGCUGGAGAUCGGCCGCUUCGACCCGGAGCGCGGGCGCGGGUCGGCGCCGUGCCAGGCCGUGGAGAUUCCCAUGUGCCGCGGCAUCGGCUACAACCUGACCCGCAUGCCCAACCUGCUGGGCCACACAUCGCAGGGCGAGGCGGCCGCCGAGCUGGCCGAGUUCGCGCCGCUCGUGCAGUACGGCUGCCACAGCCACCUGCGCUUCUUCCUGUGCUCGCUCUACGCGCCCAUGUGCACCGACCAGGUCUCGACGCCCAUCCCCGCCUGCCGGCCCAUGUGCGAGCAGGCCCGGCUGCGCUGCGCGCCCAUCAUGCAGCACUUCAACUUCGGCUGGCCGGACUCGCUCGAUUGCGCGCGGCUGCCCACGCGCAACGACCCGCACGCGCUCUGCAUGGAGGCGCCCGAGAACGCCACGGCCGGCCCCGCCGAGCCCCACAAGGGGCUGGGCAUGCUACCCGUGGCGCCCCGACCUGCGCGGCCCCCGGGAGACGCAGCUCCAGGCCCAGGCGGCGGCGGCGGUGGCGGCGGUGCCUGCGAGAACCCCGAGAAGUUCCAGUACGUGGAGAAAAGCCGCUCGUGCGCGCCGCGCUGCGGGCACGGCGUCGAGGUCUACUGGUCCCAGCGCGACAAGGACUUCGCGCUCAUCUGGAUGGCAGUGUGGUCGGCGCUGUGCUUCUUUUCCACGGCUUUCACCGUGCUCACCUUCCUGCUGGAGCCUCACCGCUUCCAGUACCCCGAGCGCCCCAUCAUCUUCCUCUCCAUGUGCUACAACGUGUACUCGCUGGCCUUCCUCAUCCGCGCUGUGGCGGGUGCACAGAGCGUGGCCUGCGACCAGGAGGCGGGUGCGCUUUACGUGAUCCAGGAGGGGCUGGAGAACACGGGCUGCACACUCGUCUUCCUGCUGCUCUACUACUUCGGCAUGGCCAGCUCACUCUGGUGGGUGGUCCUCACGCUCACCUGGUUCCUGGCAGCCGGCAAGAAGUGGGGCCACGAGGCCAUCGAAGCCCAUGGCAGCUAUUUCCACAUGGCAGCCUGGGGGCUGCCGGCGCUCAAGACUAUCGUUGUCCUGACUCUGCGCAAGGUGGCAGGAGAUGAGCUGACUGGGCUCUGCUAUGUGGCCAGCAUGGAUGCGGCCGCACUCACUGGCUUCGUGCUGGUUCCCCUCUCCUGCUACCUGGUGCUGGGCACCAGCUUCCUCCUGACAGGUUUCGUGGCACUCUUCCACAUCCGCAAGAUCAUGAAGACGGGUGGCACCAACACGGAAAAGCUGGAGAAGCUCAUGGUGAAAAUUGGGGUCUUCUCCAUCCUUUACACGGUGCCUGCCACCUGCGUCAUUGUCUGCUAUGUCUACGAACGCCUCAACAUGGACUUCUGGCGCCUUCGGGCCACAGAGCAGCCAUGCACAGUGGCCACUGUGCCUGGAGGCCGCAGAGACUGCUCGCUGCCAGGGGGUUCCGUGCCCACUGUGGCUGUCUUUAUGCUCAAAAUCUUCAUGUCACUGGUAGUGGGCAUCACCAGCGGUGUCUGGGUGUGGAGCUCCAAGACUUUCCAGACCUGGCAGAGCCUGUGCCACCGCAAGAUGGCUGCUGGCCGGGCCCGGGCCAAGGCCUGCCGGGCCCCCAUGGGCUACGGCCGUGGCACCCACUGCCACUACAAGGCCCCCACGGUGGUCUUGCACAUGACUAAGAUGGAUCCUUCUCUGGAGAACCCCACACACCUCUAGCAACAGGCCUGGCUCGGUGGUGGCUUCCUUCUCGUGGCUCUCCUCUCCCACCCCCCAGAGACAGCUGACUAGCAGCUGUCCAGCUGUCAAGGCCAGGCAAGUGAGCGGGAAGGGCUGAGGUUCAGGGUGGGGAUCUAGUGAGGCUCAUGGCCCUGUGUGCCCUAAUGCAGGGGGGGGGCUGCUACCUGAGUCCCCAGAGGGUUCUAGGAGAGAAUGUGGAGGGGAGGAGGGGGCAAGAGGGCAUAGUCCAGCAGGGAGUUUAUUUAAUGAUGUAAUUUAUUGUUGCGUUCUCUGGAAGCUGUGACUGGAAUAAACCCCCCACCCCGCUGUGUGGCACUGUGGACUUCUCUCUGGGCUGGAAUGGGAGUAGGUAAGGGCAGUGAGAGUCUUGCAGGAAGCUCCCUGUGAGUGCUGAGCUGGCCGGAGUGCUGGGCUGACCCCAGACCCCUGACCUGUGGCUCCACACCAAUCAGGAGGAAGUUCCCCUGAGGAACAGCUGUACCUUUCAAGUCCCAGUCUGUGUGUGUGUGCAUCUUUGUGUGUAGCCCUGUCUUUGGGACCUGAGUAGCAUGUCUCUGAAGUGGGACUGGGAUGCCUGCCAGGACACUGAGGGAAUCCCCAGGGAUGAACACUGCCACCUCUGACCCUGGGAUGUCUAGCCAGUUUGGGGCCAUGGGUAAGUUUUCCCUUUCUCACAGUUUGCUUUCCUCAUUUGUGUAGAAAAUGAGGGCGUCAACCUGUCUCCAACUUGUCUCAAAGCUCCCCUUCCCUGGGGACUAAGGCUGGAGGAUGACUGUCCCCAUGAAGGUGGCCGGUGUGUCCACUUCGCUCCUCAGGUCCUCCCAUCCCAUGCUGGAGGGGAAGAUGAGGCCAGACUGGCAGGGGGGCAUCCGGAAAGGGGAAGUCUGGAGUUUAGGAAUUGGGCCCCAGCUUGUAUGUGGCAGGAUUUGAAGGGUUGGCAGCAGCUGUGAGAAGGGGGCAGCGCUCCACACCAGGACAGCUUGCACAUUUGUGUGUUAGGGUAGGGAAAGGAACCGAGAGUGUCCAUGUCUUGGAUAAGGAAGCUCAGAGAUGAUGGGACUUACCUGCCUCACCUCUGUCCCCUUGGAAGGCAAGUAGGUAUGCAUGAGCCUCCCAGAGGCCUCUUGUCAAUUGAGGGUCAGGCCCCAGGGCUGUCUUAGCAUCUGCUUUAUCAGCUGGCUCUGGACCAGGUGAGGUCUCGGUGACCGUCCCUGGGUGUGUACAACACAACCAGCCUUCAGCUUCAAGAGAUGCAAAGGGCCCAGUCCUGCUUCCAGCCCCCUUUAGAGCCAAGAGGAGACCCAGUCUGGGGAGUUCCGUGCCUACAUUGCCUGCUUCCUGGCAGAAGCACUGAAUCCCCAAGUGCAGGGCCUCUCAACUGCUUUGCCCUGUGCUGGCAGCCACAGGGACAAGGAGGGACAAGGAGGUCCAAAGAGAAGCCAACAGGCGGGAUGAAGUUUGCGGACAGAUCAUGGAGCUUUAAGGCUCAUCCCCACCUGGAGGAGCAGGACUGACUUCAUCCCCAGGGGAACUGCAAUUGUGACCCCAUCUCCCCCACCUAUGCAGGGUUCUUGCACAGGGAACACCCUCAUCUCACCCUCUCUCCUCGCAGAGCACCGAUGUCCAUGCCCUUGACCAACAAAGCCGAGUGAGUGAACCACGCUCCUUGUGAUGCCCCCAUGAGCGCAAGGGUCUGUGAGCAGGAGAGCUAAGGAGCUCCCUGGGGGUAAGGAGCCUGCAGGGAGAGUGGGACAGGCUGCCCUGUGGGAACAGGGCUCGGUGACCUGGAGGAGAAAGGCAAGUGGCCCUGGGGACCAGCAUCAAAAGGGCACCACAAGCACCCUCUUCCCUCCAAUGGCCACUCAGUGGGAACAAGCCUGGCAGAGACCUGCAGGGUGACAGGGAGAAGAGAUGGAGGGUACAGAGGGCAUCGGUGCAGAUCACAAAGCCAGGUCCCAAGGGACUCUGCUUUGGGCUGUGGUGGGCAGGGCAGGAGGGCAGCUGAGGCUGCCUCUCAGCCCUGGAAGCUACCAGGGUUCAUUCCCACUGGAGCAGGACUGACCUGAUCCCCAGGGGAACUGGGGUCCCAGACCCCAGAGGAAAAAGAAGGAAGUACAGGUUCUAGUAACCCUUGCCAGGUCUUUACCUGGAUGGUACUCUCCCCAGUUUACAGACUCCAAGUACCUAGGGCUUGGCUGGCUCAAAAUCAGCCACUGUGAGAGGCCACACUAGGUGGUAAAACUCCAAAACCUGUUGAUUUCUGCAUAGGUUCCAUCUAGUCCUGUAUGAGGGACAGGUGUGUAGCUUAGGGAGGCCAUGUCCAGAGUGGUGCAAGGGGUGAGUGGGGAGACAAACUCUCUUCCAAAAGGAACAUUUCCGAGCCAAGCUAAGAUACCUCAGAAACCAGCCUCUCAAGAUUUAGCUCAGCGGCAUAAGCGCCUGCCUUGCAAGCAGGCAGUCGUGAGUUCGAUCCCUGGUACCAAUAAAAAGGAAAAAGACAAAAAAAAAAAAAAAAAAAAAAAAAAAAAGAAACCAGCCUCUCCCCACUCCAGUCCUGGUCCUGUGGGGGUAAGCUUGUGUAUGUGAAGCUGGGUUAACAGCAUCCCAGGCCUGCUUCUGUCUCUACCAGGGUAUGGGGUGAGGCCCUAUGCAGGAGUGGUGCCCUGAAGGAAGCAGUCUCAUGAAAAAGCCAUAGGGCCAGAGGAAAGAGGACAGGGCAUCAGGACUCGGCCGGUUGUUUGGGGGCCUUCCUCUUUGGGGCUGCUUCAGAAUCCAGAUACCCCCCUCUCCAGAAAGGUGAGGAUAAAGCAAAGGAUAAGGUGCACAGGUCUCAGAUGACUCCCCCAGGCAGGGUUCAGACCCAUCCUCUGGAAUACAGGUGUCAGACCGACACUUGCGGUGAUCACUUGGUAAUCAUUUCCCUCAAGGUUUCAGCCCUGGGAAGGGAGCGGGCAGGGGACGGAGAUGUGCCUGGAUGUUGAGCCCCACCAGGACACAGACCCUGGAGCAGGACCUGGCUCACAGGCACUAGCAAUCCAAGGAGGAACAGGACUUCUCAGGCAAAGCUGGGAGUGCUGAGUGCCACCCAGUGUCUAAAGUAUGCUGAGGCGUGGUGGUGCACACCUGCAAUCCCAGCAUGUGGAGGCCGAGUGAGGCAGGAGGCUUGUGAGUUCAAGGCCAGCCUAGGCAAGCUGCUAAGAUGUCUCAGCACAGGUAUCUCCUGCAGAGCUGGAGGCUGGAGCCAACAAACUGGUGGCAGCCAGUCUCAUGAUGCUGGGGAACCUGCUCCCCGCCAAGGACUGAGAAUCUCUUAAGAGCUUGGUGCGAGCCCUAUCUGAGGGCCACACUCAUGGAGGUCAUGAAGCCAGUGCAGAGCUUGCACCAGGGCACCACUGCUUUUCUUGUGACCCCAGCUCAGGGGUCAGGAUGGGAAGCUCUGCUUGGUAAAUGGCAUCGAAGCAGUAGCUCAGCAAAAUCUUUGUAUUCCACAGACAGGCUGCUGCCCUGCAGCGACCUACUCAAAUCAAUCUGACUUUAAAAAAUAAAUGAGUAUAAAUAAAACAAGAGUGGCCAUGUGUUAGAACUGUGCAAGCCGAGCACAUGGGAAUUCAUUAUACUUCUCACUUUCCCUGUAUGCUUGCAAUUUUCCUUGAAAAAUGUUUUCCAGUGUCAGGAGUUUCCCAAUAUUAAAAGACCAUACAAAUUCCCAUAGUGAAGCCUUCAACAAUACCUUCCGCCUAGUUCCAGGUGAAAUUUGGGGCUUUAGACAGAAACAAGGUCAGGAAAAGCUUGAUGGCAAUGGCCCAUUUACCCAGGUGGGCUUUGCUUUCCCUCAGGCCCAAGUGAUACAGUGGGCGCGGCCAAGCCAUCCAAUGGUCCUGCUGCACAUCUGCCACCACCCCAGGACACAAAGAAAGCCACCACAUUUGUUUCUUUAUAAACACAGGUACAUAAUGUUUAUUUGAAGCCCCAGUUUAUUACAAGUUCACCCUUUAAUAGGGCCCUUCCUCCUUAAAGACAAUUUAAAAACCAACCAACAAUGCAGGUGUCACUGAGGUGGGAACACAAGAUUCUCACUAGAACAAGGACAGACUGGACCUAUGACAAGAAGCAAGGGACGGCUGUGUUGGCUAGAAGGUCACUGCUCGCUCCAAGCCUGCAGAAGGGAUGGGACCCCACCCACCAGCCACUGGAGAGAACCCCCGCACCCCCUGGUAGGGAGGUGGGAGAGCCAGGCUCCCACCUGAGCGGCUUUCAAAGGCUUUCUUCAUCUCAGUCCGAGGGUGGCGAACCCUAUGGGCUAAAGAGCUGAGGUGCUCACAUUUUCCAAAUUCAAAGUUGAUAAGAAAAUUAAACCCUGUCUUAUACUUUUAUCAAAAAUCUGUCAUAAAAGGGAAAGACUACAAACUUUUGCCUAAAUGUAAUACCUAGGCUAGACUGGCGCUGAGAAGGCGCUCCAAGCUGUUUGCCGCCUCUCUCCACCCACUGAGAUGCACAGGUUGCAUGAGCUCCAGUCUGAAGCUGGUGUGAGGACUCGGGAGGCAAACCAGAGGCCGAGGGCCCACAGCACCACCAGACCUGGCACCUGCCUGCACGGCCUCCGACCCGGGUUCUCCGAAGGAGCAUGGCUGGCUGAGGCAGGACGGGGUGUAAAGCGAACACAUCAUCAUAUAAAUUGUACUGUACAUGUGCCAAAGCAAGAUGACAAAUAUUUUACAAGAUGUUCUUUAUACAGUAUCACUGCUAAAACAAGCAACUUUUAAUAACUAGAAAAGUCAAUUUAAAAAAUUAAACAUUACAGUCUUCCUGCUCCUCUUCUGCUCCCUAAGAGCUUGUCUGGUAUGUGGGUGGGCUGGGCUCCAACACCCUCUGGCCAGAUCCACCAAAGUAAAGGUUAUAAGCAUGAUUACAAGCAGGACUCCAGUCUCUAGUGAAGUGCCUUAAGUUUUUUGUUUCUUUUUCUGAGGGGGUGAGGUGAGGUGGAAGUAGGAGUGGGCUGUCACAAAGGGGGAGGGGGUAUGCAGGAAUGAUUCCAGGGAAUGUCCCUUUACUCUGCCAAGCUCAAAAGACCAAAACUGUCCCAUGAUGCUGGUGAACAGAGUUCUACAUGGCACUCACUGAUACAGUCACCUGAGGGGGGAAGGUGUAAGAGACAGUAUGGGUUUAAGGAAACAAGAUAGUGUAUAAAUAUAGAUUAAAAAGAAAAUCCCACCUCCCCAGUUGGCCUGGUUCCUCUUGAUCCUGCUAUGUAACAAUCACCCCUCCCCACAGGUCACAGGGGCAUGGUGCUGCUGUGGGAGCCAGCCUGGGAGGAACCUCAGGAAGGAAGAAAGAAAAAGGAACA
This is a messenger RNA of Cavia porcellus (domestic guinea pig), 7375 nucleotides long. RefSeq names its product frizzled class receptor 9 (gene Fzd9). The record is from RefSeq and is a predicted model, not a curated record. The transcript has a single exon. Gene Ontology annotation, cellular component: plasma membrane. Gene Ontology annotation, biological process: canonical Wnt signaling pathway; non-canonical Wnt signaling pathway. Gene Ontology annotation, molecular function: Wnt receptor activity; Wnt-protein binding. Bases 220 to 2010 code for a protein of 596 amino acids. Lineage: Eukaryota; Metazoa; Chordata; Mammalia; Rodentia; Caviidae.